Messenger RNA from Physella acuta, 3123 nucleotides. RefSeq names its product neprilysin-like. The record is from RefSeq and is a predicted model, not a curated record. Gene Ontology annotation, cellular component: plasma membrane. Gene Ontology annotation, biological process: protein processing. NCBI's taxonomy places the organism in Eukaryota, Metazoa, Mollusca, Gastropoda, Physidae. Gene Ontology annotation, molecular function: metalloendopeptidase activity.
AUGGAAACUAAACAUCCAGAGGAGAAAGAGACGUGGCUAAAUGAGAAGUCAAAGGAUGAAUUAGCGCCCCGUGCUGUGGUUGAUGGUGUGGUUAAUGGUGUGGUUGAUGAUGUUGUUGAUGGUAUGGUUGAUGGUAUGGUUGAUGGCGUGGUUGAUGGUGUGUCUGAUGCUGUGGUUGAUGGUGUGUCUGAUGCUGUGGUUGAUGGUCUGGUUGAUUGUGUGGUUGAUGCUGUGGUUGAUUGUGUGGUUGAUAGUGUGGUUGAUGGUGUGGUUGAUGGUAUGGUUGAUGCUGUGGUUGAUGGUCUGGUUGAUGGUGUGGUUGAUGGUGUGGUUAAUGCUGUGAUUGAUGCUGUGAUUGAUGCUGUGGUUGAUGAUGUUGUUGAUGGUGUGGUUGAUGAUGUGGUUGAUGGUAUGGUUGAUACUGUGGUUGAUGAUGUGGUUGAUGAUGUUGUUGAUGGUGUGGUUGAUGAUGUGGUUGAUGGUAUGGUUGAUGAUGUGGUUGAUGAUGUGGUUGUUGGUGUGAAUGAUGCUGUGGUGUGUUUCAGCAGGGGAGGCCAUUGCUCGAGUAGAACUUUGCUGGAGAAAAUUCUUGUCGUGCUGCUGGUUGCCGCCCUUGUCGCCUUUGUCAUUACAGUUAUCUCCCUGCUGAUAGAAAAACAUAACAAGUCGACGCCCGUUGGUCAAGGUAUAUGUGUCACUCGGGAAUGUGUUCAAACAGCGGCGCGGGUUGCGAGCUUCAUAGACUUCGAUGUGGACCCUUGCGACAACUUCUACCAGUUCGCCUGUGGUGAUUGGAUGAAAGAUCACGUGAUACCAGAGGACAAGUCCUACCUCAACAUGUUCGGGAUCCUGGAGGACCGGGUCGACAUCAUCGUUAAACGUUUGUUAGAAGAAGAGGUGCCUGAAGAUAUACCAAGUAUCAAGAAGGCUAAGGAUCUGUUCUAUUCUUGCAUGGACAUGAAACAAAUUAAUGCACUCGGUGAUAAACCUUUGAAGGAACUGCUGAUCAAAAGCUUUGGCGGCUGGCCCUUGACUCACGCUGACUGGAAGGAAAGUGACUUUGACUUGGAGUCAACUAUGGUGAAGCUCAACAUGAACGGUCUCUUUGUGAUUCUGCUCUUUGGUUCUUCCUACAACUACAAGAACUCGUCCAAAUAUUCACUCAAUAUUGACCAGCCGGUGAUGUACGGGCUGCCAGGUGUGAAGUACUACCUGGUGGAGCGGAACGACACCAACCUGGCUUCAUACGAGGACUACAUCUACGGUGUCGGCAACUUGAUGGGAUUCGCUGACCCCAGGACUGCCAGGAAGGACAUUGAAGCGCUCGUGGAUUUCGAGAUUCUCCUGGCCAAUAUCUCCGUGUUGGGUGAGAUGAGGCGAGACAUGAACAGCCUGUACAACCCAAUGACUUUAGAGGAGAUUGAUGGAAACUAUAGCUCGGCCUUCAACUGGACCCGGUACGCCAGCAUCAUUUUCUCACAUUCCGAGAUCGGCAUCAAGGACGUCACAAGUCGCGAGACCAUCAUCAACAGAUCGCCGCCAUAUUUCCAGCGGCUGACGGAAGUGCUGCGCACAACACCCAAAAGGACCUUGGCCAACUUCCUGUUGUGGCGACUGAUCCACGAGUACACGAAACAUAUGGGAGAAAAAUACCUGGCGCUCAGGAUGGCCCAUGAAAAGGCUAUUUUAGGAGUUGCUGCCCCUGAGCCCAGGUACUCCACCUGCAUUAAGCUGGUCACAGACAAGUUGAGUCUGCCCGUGGGUCGGCUCUUUGUACAGGACAACUUCGACAUGGAGGCGGAGAAUGUGGCCCUGGACAUGAUCAAAGAGCUCAAGGUGUCGUUUGACGAGUUGCUGGAGUUUGUGGACUGGAUGGAUGAGGGCACCAAACGUGUGGCUACUGAGAAGAAUGCUUACAUAGGAUACAAAAUUGGGUAUCCAAAAGAGCUCUACAACGACACCUAUAUAGAGGAGAUGUAUAUGAAUCUAACGUAUGACAAGAAUAAGCUGUUUGAAAAUUUACUGACCAACACAAAAGAAGAUUUUUUCAACCUUUUCAGAAACUUGAGGAAGGAGGUGGACAAAGAAAAAUGGGCCAAAUCACCUACUAUAAUUAACGCACACUACAAUGCCGCUCUUAAUCAAAUAAUGUUUCCUGCAGCAAUUUUCCAACCACCUUUUUUCAGCAAAACUUUUCCCAAGUCAAUGAACUUUGGAGGUAUUGGUGUGGUUAUAGGACACGAAAUCACUCACGGCUUUGAUGACAAAGGCCGUCAAUUGGACAAAAAUGGGAAUUUAGCGGAAUGGUGGACGCAGUCAGCUAUAGAGAAGUUCAAGAACAAAGCUCGGUGUAUUGUAGAACAAUAUGGGAACUUUACAUUGACACAGAUCAAUACAAAGCUGAAUGGCAUCUUGACUCAGGGAGAAAAUAUCGCCGACAAUGGCGGCCUCAAGCAAGCCUUUAGGGCCUACAGGAACUGGGUACAAAUGAGAGGUAAAGAAGAAGACUUGCUACCUGGUCUAAACUUCACACACAAUCAGUUGUUCUUCAUUAACUUUGCUCAGCUGUGGUGUACUUUAAGGACGAAGGAAUACGCUUUAGCCAGCAUCAGAACAGGUUCACACAGCCCUGGGGAGUUCAGAGUUAUCGGCAGUGCCCAGAACUCGAGGGAAUUCUCUGAGGCUUUUAAAUGUCCGCUCAACUCCAACAUGAACCCUGAGACUAAGUGUGCAGUCUGGUAGUCCGGCAUCCGGCAUCCGGCAGGAGUUUUCUGGAAGAUCUUGGCAGUGUUUGUUUUUUGUAGGGGGUUUUAAUGAGGGUGUUACGUUAGUUUGUUGGUAGUUCUUAAUGAGUGAAGAUUGAAUUAACAGUUUAAGCUUAAAGGUACGUGUUUGACUUAACGUUGCAUUUGGUCGUCUGAUGUGGUUCCUUGAUACAAACGCUUCAUCGCCGUGGGUUAAACACAUUGACUGCUGGUAGUUCGACCUAUCCGUUUGACGGCUGCUAGGCAGACGUUCUGAAAGUUUGACGGCUGCUAGGCAGACGUUCUGAAAGUUUGACGGCUGCUAGGCAGACGUUCUGAAAGUUUGCCGGCUGCUAGUCGCACGUUCUGAAAGUUUGAC